GCCCUUCCCCUCCAGCCCUGACAGUGCACAGAGCCUGGGAGCUGUAAUCCUGAGCUGGCUGGCUGGCUGCACGGUCCUGCCUGCCUGCCUGCUCCUCGCCGCCGGAGAGGAUGGGCUGCCCGGGGCUGCGGAGCACCUUCCCCAGCGCUUCCUAGGAAGGGACCAAAACAAAGACAGCUCCCUCCGUGACUAGCCAGCCCGGGUUGGGGUGGAUGCGAGCGACCAUGAAAGGCUGGGUCUCCUCCUUCUCCUCCUCUCGCUCUCCUGCCGUGGCUGCUGCUGCUGCUGCUUCUCCUGCCGCCGCUUCCCGAGAGCUGCUGGCUGCUGCUGAUGAUCAGAGGACUCCCGUGUAAAAGGAGGAGGAGGAGGAAGAAGAGGAAGAAGAGGCGGCGGAGGAGGAGGAGGAGGAGGAGGCGAGGCGUGCUCGGGCUGCCGCUGCCCAAAGGUGUCAAGGUGCUGGCGAGGCGAGGGGGGACAUGGCUUCUUCUCCGGCUUCGCUGGGGCCCCGCGGCCCUCGCCCACCCACCGUGCCUCCUCCCAUGCAGGAGCUGCCUGACCUGAGCCACCUGACGGAAGAGGAGAGGAACAUUAUUAUGGCUGUGAUGGACCGGCAGAAGGAAGAGGAAGAGAAGGAAGAGGCCAUGCUCAAAAGAUUGCACCAACAAUUUGAAAGUUACAAAGAGCAAGUCCGAAAAAUAGGUGAGGAAUCCCGACGUUACCAUGGAGACCACAAGGACGAUGCGCCAACAUGUGGAAUCUGUCACAAAACUAAGUUUGCCGAUGGUUGUGGCCAUUUUUGCUCCUACUGCCGGACAAAGUUUUGUGCCAGAUGUGGAGGACGUGUUUCUCUGCGAUCAAACAAUGUUAUGUGGGUAUGCAACUUAUGCCGAAAGCAACAAGAGAUCCUAACGAAAUCUGGAGCGUGGUUUUUUGGAAGUGGUCCUCAACAGCCACCCAGUCAGGACGGAGCUCUGAGUGAUACAGCUACUGGUGGCAGUUCAGAUGCACCUAGAGAAAAGAAAGCGAGACUUCAAGAACGGUCAAGAUCUCAAACACCCCUAAGCACAGCAGUCACCUCCUCACAGGAAAUAUCUUCUAGUGUGCAAACUGACAGGAGAAAAGGCACAGAGGUAUCCCAGCAAGCUAUGGGCCUGGAACAGAAGCAGACUUCAUCAAGGUCUAGAAGUGAACCCCCGGGAGAGAGGAAGAAGACACCCGCAGGGUCUGAACAGAAUGGGAAAGGAGGUGUAAAAGGUGAGCGCAAACGAGUGCCAAAAUCCUCACUCCAGCAGGGUGAAGGACAAAGAGAUGAGAGGGAAUGUAAAGAAAGACGUGAUGGUAGAAGAUUAGAGAAAGGGAGGUCUCAGGACUAUUCAGACUUCCCACACGAUUUUGAGGAAGGCAAAGCUAUAGAUGGAGAGAAGCAAAGGAAAGAAGAUGACUAUCACACUCGAUACAGGAGUGAUCCAAACCUGGCAAGGUAUCCCGUAAAGCCGCAUCCCGACGAGGAACAGAUGCGCAUGCAUGCAAAAGUUUCAAAAGCACGGCAUGAAAGAAGACACAGUGACGUUGCCUUGCCACACACAGAAGUUGAGGAGCCCGAGGUACUUGAGAAUAAACUAGGAAAGCACUCACAGGUGCAAGGAACUCAGGACAUAAAGUCUCGCCCGGAUACUCAGAGGGCGUACGCAAUAGAAAGAACAGGUGAUGUAAGGAUUUCUGUUUCUAAACAAUUAGCUAACCAUAGCCCACCAACUCCCAGGCAUAGCGUGGUUCCUACAGAGCACUUAGAAUCCAAAAAUCAUGACCCCUUUAAAACACAGAGUCGCCUAGAUCCUAGCUCUGCUAUUCUCAGUCGGAAAGCAAAGCGGGAGAAAAUGGAGACCAUGCUAAGGAAUGAUUCCCUUAGUUCUGACCAGUCAGAAUCAGUGCGGCCGUCUCCACCAAAGCCCCAUAGAUCGAAACGGGGUGGAAAGAAAAGACAAAUGUCAGUCAGCAGCUCUGAGGAAGAAGGAGCAUCAACACCUGAAUAUACCAGUUGUGAUGACGUGGAAAUAGAAAGUGAAAGUGUCAGUGAAAAAGGUGAUUUGGAUUAUUACUGGCUUGAUCCUGCCACGUGGCACAGUAGGGAGACAUCUCCUAUUAGCUCGCAUCCUGUAACGUGGCAACCAUCUAAAGAGGGAGAUCGCCUAAUUGGCCGUGUUAUUCUCAACAAGAGAACAACUAUGCCAAAAGAGUCAGGUGCAUUGCUGGGACUCAAAGUUGUAGGAGGAAAAAUGACUGAUUUAGGACGACUUGGUGCCUUCAUUACCAAAGUAAAGAAAGGUAGCUUGGCUGAUGUGGUGGGACAUCUAAGAGCAGGUGAUGAAGUUCUAGAAUGGAAUGGCAAACCGCUUCCUGGAGCUACAAACGAAGAAGUUUACAACAUUAUUUUAGAAUCAAAAUCAGAACCUCAAGUUGAAAUUAUUGUUUCAAGGCCUAUUGGUGACAUUCCAAGGAUUCCCGAGACUUCUCAUCCUCCACUAGAAUCUAGCUCUAGUUCAUUUGAAUCUCAAAAAAUGGAACGGCCGUCAAUUUCUGUUAUUUCCCCUACUAGUCCUGGAGCCCUAAAAGAUGCUCCACAGGUCCUGCCUGGGCAGCUCUCUGUAAAGCUUUGGUAUGAUAAAGUCGGGCAUCAGUUAAUAGUGAAUGUUCUUCAAGCAACAGACCUGCCACCCAGAAUAGAUGGACGCCCGAGAAAUCCUUAUGUAAAAAUGUAUUUCCUUCCGGACAGAAGUGAUAAGAGUAAGAGGAGGACCAAAACGGUAAAGAAAAGCUUAGAACCAAAAUGGAACCAAACUUUUCUCUAUUCCCACGUGCACCGUAGAGAUUUUAGAGAACGGAUGUUGGAGAUCACGGUCUGGGAUCAGCCCAGAGUGCAAGAAGAAGAAAGCGACUUUCUUGGGGAGAUCCUUAUAGAGCUGGAGACAGCACUUUUAGAUGAUGAACCACAUUGGUAUACGCUGCAGACGCAUGAUGAAUCCUCACUACCUCUGCCUCAGCCAUCACCUUUCAUGCCAAGGAGACAUGCCCAUGGUGGAGAAAGCUCUAGCAAAAAAUUACAAAGAUCUCAGCGAAUCAGUGAUAGUGACAUCUCAGAUUAUGAUGUUGAUGAUGGUAUUGGAGUAGUUCCUUCAGUAGGCUAUAGGUCUAGCACUAGAGAAAGUAAAUCUACAACGUUAACUGUGCCAGAACAGCAAAGAACAACCCAUCAUCGUUCACGAUCUGUAUCUCCUCACCGUGGUGACGAUCAGGGCAGGACCCGUUCUCGUUUACCAAAUGUGCCAUUACAGAGGAGUUUAGAUGAAAUUCAUCAAAUGAGAAGAUCACGUUCUCCAACUAGACACCAUGAUGCCUCCCGAAGCCCAGUUGACCGCAGGUCCAGAGAUAUGGAUAGUCAGUAUUUGUCAGAUCAAGAAAGUGAGCUUCUAAUGCUGCCCAGGGCAAAACGAGGAAGAAGUGCAGAGUGCCUACAUACCACCAGUGAACUGCAGCCCUCGCUUGACAGGGCUAGGAGUGCUAGUACCAACUGCUUGAGGCCUGAUACUAGUUUGCAUUCACCAGAACAAGAAAGCCCAUGGCAGCUUCCUGCAUAUGGUGCACAGGUGAUGUGAUUCAUUCUACAUGAACGUAAGCUGGCCAUUGGAGCACCACUGCCAACCCACAAAUGCUGGCCCACCAUAAACCUGAUUAUCAUAGGAACUAGAGGAGAGGAGAGGAGCAGAAGUUCAGCCAUCUCCACAGUGGCAAGAAUUCAGUUUCUGCACCCAACACCAUGCUUUCUCCAGGAAACCUUUGUGUGUGGAGGAUGCAAUCAGUACAUUGCUCUAUCAGUUUGUGCAGUUGCUACAUCAGCCUUUUAAACUCUUAGAACAACUGUACUUAUCGAAAAGGUGGAGAGAGUUCCCAGUUCCCUAUUGCCAGUUCCAGUGCCUCUGAUUAAUGUAAUUUAUGUAUAUCAGCUUCUUUUACAAUGCAAUCCUAUGCAUGCCUACAAAAAAAAAAAAGCUCCACUGAAUUCAUUGGGACUUACUCCCUGGUAAGUGUGUAUAGGAUUGAAGCCUAGAUCCCUUGUUUUCUUUUUGUGUGAAAAGUAAUAAACUAAGAAAAGUAAACCUGUAAUUAUAAAUGCCAGAAGUAGGAAAGCAGGUGCUGUGGCUAAAACAACACAAGGAUUACAGAGCAUGGUAAUAUAGAUAUAUUUAUGAAGAGGGGGGGAAGGGGGGCGUUGUGCUGGGACUGACUCUGCUGCCAGUCACAGUAGAUGAGAUUUUCUAGAUCAUGGAUACCCAAUGUGGUCCUUCCAGGUGUUGGACUACAACUCCCAUCAGCCCCAGGCAGCAUGGCCAGUGCUCAGGGAUGGUGGGAGUUGGAGUUUAACAGCAACUGGAGUGCGCCACAGAGGCUCCCCCUGUCUAGAGGAACGCAUAUACAGGUAUUUGUACACCAUGGGCUGUGGGAGAAAUAGACUAUUUCAAAGACAUGUUUUGCAUCUAGCAGUGUAACAUGGUGCUUAAAUUCCAUCCACACUCAGAGGUCAUUCAAUAUUUUUCAUUUGAUUGAAUAAACAAAAACCCUAUGGCUAACCAAAUAUUUCGCAUUUAAUCUGGUACCAGUUAAAACUUCAUUAAGAAUGCAUAUUGGGUUUUAAAAGGCACUGAUACAAUUCCUGCCAUCAGUUACCUCUAUGAUACCAUUAUUUUACUGAUUUGUUUGUUUUUUAAAGUCAUAGUACUACAGUACUGUGUAAAGCACAAUAGUACAGCUAUGCAAAUGUGUCUGAAAUGGGACUCUAAAUUCAAGCUAGAUAACGAUUGCACUUUUUUUUAAAAAAACCCUCAAAUAAAAAGUAAACAUUGACUUUUUGGGGUACUUUUCAGUUUCCUUGCCACAAAAAAAGCUUUAAAAAAAAAUAUUAUACGCUAAAUGUUCUGUUUUCUCCCUAUUUUGUUGGAUGAACAAACAGAGGUAGAUGGUCCCCCUCACUAGAUAGGAGACGACCCACUAGCCCCCGGAUUCAAAUCCAACAUGCAUCUCCGGAGGAUGACAGGUACUAGCCAGCUCCUCCUAAGUGAAAAGUGACUUGAUGAAUCUUGCCGAGAAGUUUCUAAAGGCAUGUAUUUUUUAAAAAAUAAUAAUUACAUUUUCCAGGAAUCUAGGAUACGACACAAGAAAGCAUUUCAUACCUGAAUUCUACUCAAUUAUUAUAAAGCACCUCUGAUGUCCUUGAAGUCAAAUGCUGAAAAAUUUGCUGCCUAGUUGACAAAUUAGCCUUGCCCAGCGUGGUGGGCUGCCCAUGGGGUUGGGUGGGGAAGAGGAUAUCAAUGAUUCAUACAAGUGCCCCUCCUCUGUGUCAUCAGGACACAGACAUCCAAAACCAUGAAGCCUUCUGUUUCGAGCCAGCAUAUUUUUCAAUCCCAGAUACAGGGUUUCCAGCAUGAAGGUGAAGUACAUAUAUGAGGGAAGGAACCAGAAUGGUUCUGGUGAUAAUAAGCAGUAACAAAUUUUACAGUAGCCCAGUAGAUACUGGAGUUGAGAUGAGUUGUUUGGGUUUUCAUGCUGUGUAACAACAAAUCACUUCUUUCUCUUUAGCCCCUGGUAGUCUCAAUUGCAGGGAAAAUUCCACACACUGUCUCUCAUCUCUCAACAGCAAGUGGGCAGCCAUAUUCUGAAUUGUAAAUUGGUGCUUUAUAACCCUCUUGAGCUGCAAUCGUUAACACAGCUUACUAGGGAGUAAGCCCCACUGAACAACAGUGGGACUUGCCAACUGGGCAAACUUCCACAGGUUUGCACUGCCAUGUAUUGAAUUCAGCAGGCAGCGAGAGGGGUUCAGAGUGCCUCGAGGCCACAACCCAAUACGGUUAGGCAACCUUCGGCUCAUUUAAAAAAGUGAUCUUAUGUCUGCCUAACAGCCCGUUAAACUGUGGCCUGUGGGCAGCUUUCGAAAAGGCACAGGCGGUUCAGUUCACCACAGUAUAACUUACUUUGUGCAAUUGGUGUAUUUAAUCUUCCCAUAACUAAAAAUCCCAAGGGCAAGAUAGCAAUCGCCACACAAUUCCAGUGCUUGGGGAUUUCUCUUUAUAUGCUGAUUGGCCAAAUGUGAUAUAUAUUUGGUGGUGGUGGUUGUUUUUGUUAUGGUUUUCUUAUUUGAAUCUUAGUGUCAUGUUGUUCUUAGAUUAUAAGCAUUUUCUCUUUCAUUGCUUGUAACAGGUCCUCUGUAUAUGUGCAUGUAUUAAGUCAGUGAACCAUAGCUUUACAGCAUUCCCAUUCAUAUUAAUGCAAAAAUUACUAGUAUUUGUAACUGCACAUGAAAUAAUUUUAUCAAAGAAAUGAUAAAUAUAUGUGUGUAUGUAUACAAAAGCUGGAGAUUCACGUUUUUAAAACUGUGAUCUACUGAUUUGCAGUUGCUCAUAGAAAUGCAGCCUAAGGCUGUUUUCUUUAACAAAGACAGGGAAAUAGUUAAUAAAGCUGGCAUCAGAAUAAUUUUGCUGUACACCCAGUAUUAUAAAUUGGUUCAGUUAUCUAUCUGCAGUAGAUAACUGGAAUUCUUUCUCUCUCAAAGUACUGCAGUUACUGAAAACAACAAUCAAUAAUAUCGAUUCUCGGUAGUGGCACCCACCCUGUGGAAUGCCCUCCCACUAGGGGUCAAAGAGAACAACAACUACCAGACCUUUAGAAGGCAUCUCAAGGCAGCCCUAUUUAGGGAAGCUUUUAAUGUUUGAUGGAUUUCUGUAUUUUAGUAUUUUGUUGGAAGCUGCCCAGAGUGGCUGGGGGAAUACGGCCAGAUGGGUGGGGUAUAAAUAAUAAAUUAUUAUUAUUAUUAUUAUUAUUAUUAUUAUUAUUAUUAUUAUUACUAUAUAUGGCACUCUUAGGUCAAAUAUUUUGACCAAUAUUUAUUUCUACAAAUCCAAACACUAACUUUGCAAACAUUCACCUCAAGGGGACAAAUUUGGUUCUGUUAUCAGCCAGCCAAACUUUUGUUUAUUCACCACAGAUGUACAAUUUUUUAUUAUUUCUGUCUUUAUCAUUUAUUAAUGUUUUCUGUUACAAUUGUUGCAACGUCACAUUUUUUUAAAACAAAACAAAACACCUCCUAUUUCUGAAACACUGAAAAGGAGAGAUCAGAAAUGUUGCUUGGACGUACUACAACAAGAAUGUUCUUGGUUCAUAGAAAUAUCUUGAUGCAUGUAUCCAUCUUCACUGCAUGUGACCACCUCUCUGUUUCUGUCUGUUUCUGUCCAUUCUGUUCAACUUUCACUUCCAUGUUUCCAAAUCUUGUGAAGAACAACAGCGCUGGAGUCUUGCAUUCCAAAACAAGACAGCUUAAACCUCCUAAGUGCUAACCCGGAAGAAACACAGAGGUAUCCUUGCUAAGUUGUCUUGAAACUCCCUGUGCAUAAAAUACCAAGUAGUGUUUGAUAAGUCAUACCUUCGUAGCUCUAUGUCACGCCAGUCUUAUUUAGCGUGAUUUCCCAUUCCCUUGAAUAAUGUUGAAUUUUGGGGGGUGGGGCAGAGUUAUAAUACAUUUUAACUCUGCAUUAAAUUAUUUUUAUUGUGCUAUAUUUUUACCUGGAGACCAUUUCUGGGCAGGGCAAGAGAACUUCUGGGUUAUGGACUUCUGCUGUUUAGUUCAAGGAAGCAGGAAAUACACACACACACACACACGUAUAUAUUAUAUAUAUUUAAUGUGUAAAGUCAUCAUAUAUGAACUGCAGUCUUAAAAACUAUGCGGCAUAACAAAAUGGACCUGGGAUGAAGGAUAAGGAACCACCACUAACUAGUCAUGCAUGUUACAUGAUGGGAAGCCGGCUUCAUAUCACCCUGAGCGAUAAGGCAACCUAACAAGCGUGUAGCUACCCCAAAGGUGAAUCCCAGGAAAUACAAGAUCUUUAACUAUAGUGAGUCUGAGACACCAACCUAAGGCAUGACAGGGCUAGUUAUGAAGAGUUUGGUCUUUUUACGUCUCUUGAGACAUGGCGGAUUAAAGUCAGUGUUUGCUCAGUAAAGAUGUUACCAUAGCUUAGGGCUCUUGAUUUUCAAAGUCAGUCUUAAUUAGUUAGAUGAUCUGAUGGACAUAAAAUAAGCAGGGCCUGUGUCUUCGGCCCAAAUAAUUGUUUAAAAGUGUUCCAAGCUUCCAAACCCUGCAUUUUUUCUUCUUCUCCAUAUAUGCCAAUGGCAGACUUUAUUGCUCUGGUUUGAGAUUAAAGGAGAAGGGAAUGUUUUAGAUCAGUGACAAAGUAAUGUUUAUGUUGUUCUGGAUACCAGUGCCUAAUACAGACCCCAUUGAGCCUAGAAGAAUGAAGUACUUAAAAAGCAAACUCUAGUUAGUCCAAUUAUUCAUAUAUAUUUUAUAUAUUUCUACAUUAAAAAAAUCUGUACCACCCUUCAUCCGAGGAUCACAGGGCAGAUUACAAUAUAAAAACACAAAAAUACAUAACAUAGUAACAAGCAAAAAUACCUUGCCCCCAGUUUAAAAGGCCAAUUGUUGUUUAAUUAACCAAAGGCUUGGGAGAAGAAUGUUUUCACCUGGUAACCAAAGGUUUGUAGCAAGCCUCCCUCGGGAGAACAUUCCACAAACGAGGAGCCAUUGUUUCCACCCUCUGGACCUCUUGUGGAAGGAGGCAUGUGAAGUAGAGCCUCAGAUGAUGAUCACAGGAUCUGGGUCGGUUCAUAUGGGAAGAGGCACUCCUUGAGGUACUGCAGUCCUGAGCUGUUUACAUGGGCGUAGGCAGGGGGGCAGGAGGGGGCAAU
This is a messenger RNA of Zootoca vivipara (common lizard), 8790 nucleotides long. Lineage: Eukaryota; Metazoa; Chordata; Lepidosauria; Squamata; Lacertidae. The record is from RefSeq and is a predicted model, not a curated record.